Molecule: messenger RNA, 708 nt
Organism: Nanorana parkeri
Lineage: Eukaryota; Metazoa; Chordata; Amphibia; Anura; Dicroglossidae
Product: olfactory receptor 5V1-like
Exons: 3
Coding region: 1-708 (235 amino acids)
Biological process (GO): G protein-coupled receptor signaling pathway
Cellular component (GO): membrane
Molecular function (GO): olfactory receptor activity; G protein-coupled receptor activity
Source: RefSeq, a predicted model, not a curated record
AUGAAGAACGAAACCGCUGUUCUAGAAUUUACUCUUCUGGGUUUUUCUGUCUUGGGUGAAUCAAGAUUUUUUCUUUUCCUUCUUAUAUUUACCAUUUACAUAGUUACUAUCUCAGCUAACAUCUUCAUCAUCAUCCUUGUUAAAACUGAUAUGUGUCUCCAUAAGCCUAUGUACUUCUUCAUUGGUGAACUAUCAUUUUUAGAGAUCUGGUAUCCUUCUGUCACCGUUCCUAGACUGCUCUGGGCUCUCCUGACAAAAAAAGAUUCUAUAUCUUUUGUUGGUUGCAUGACUCAGUUUUAUUUCCACUUUUCCUUUGGUGCAAUUGAAAAUUUUCUCCUUGCUAUCAUGGCCUACGAUCGCUAUGUUGCUGUCUGCAUCCCUUUGAGAUAUCUGCUUAUCAUGAAUCCCGAUGUUUGUGUUAAACUUCUGUUGGGUUCAUGGGUUUUUGGCUUUAAUGUAAUCAUUAUUUUCAGUCUGCAAGUCUUCAAUCUACCAUUUUGCUUCCAGAACAAAAUUGAUCACUAUUAUUGUGACUUUGCCCCACUGGUCAAACUGUCGUGCUCCGAGACAUCAGACGUAGAAAAGCUUUUUUUUGCCACUGCUUGCUUUGUCAUUUUGGGCUGUUUUCUGGUUAUUAUCGUAUCAUACAUCUCUUUCAUUAGAACCACGGUGGCCCUGAAUGGAAGUCCAAUGGGCAGCCAGAUGUAA